Molecule: messenger RNA, 1857 nt
Organism: Pocillopora meandrina
Lineage: Eukaryota; Metazoa; Cnidaria; Anthozoa; Scleractinia; Pocilloporidae
Source: the annotation of a GenBank genome assembly
AUGUGGCGACACUAUUUCCCAACUUAUCAUCCACCAUUUUGGUCGUAUUCGUUCACUCUAUUCCUAUUGCGAUUUUGCUUGAUAAUUUAUUUAUCAAUGCCACCAAAGGCUCGUUCUGGUUACACAAAAAAGCGUAAAUAUCGUGGAAACCAGUACUCUACUGAAUCGAAGCGUUCGAAGAAGGAAAAAACGAGUGUCAGCACCAAAGGUCUUGGGAAAGAAUGUUCAGCUUCUGCCCGCAAGAUUCCAGCAGGUCUGACCACCGCAUCUUCUGAGGGUAUCAAGGAGUGUAAGGAGUCAAUCAUAAGUGGAUUUCGGUUUGUAGAUAUGAGAAUUUUGUCUUCUGUGAUGGAAUGUAUGCCAUGCAAAGAAUGCUUUGUUUGUGAUUUAAUUUUACAAGAGCAAGCUAUGAAACGCAAAGGUUGUGCCUCGAAUCUUCGUUUGCUUUGCUGCUCGUGUGGUUGGUCUAUGGAAUUCUUUACUUCAGCUCAAAUAGGCCGUUUCUUUGAAGUAAACAGAAGAUUUGUGUAUGCUUCAAGAUCUGUUGGUUGUGGACGUGCGGCAGGUAAGAGGUUUUGUGGACUUAUGAACAUGCCGCCACCUCCUAGACCUACACCAUAUGCUCGCCAUAAUAAAGAAAUACUCCGAGCAGUAAAGAAGAUCUCACUGGAGACAAUGCGUGAUACUGCAAGAGAGAUUCACGAUAUCAAGCCAGGUUCAGAUGAGGGCAUAGCAAGAUGUGGAGUGUCUGUUGAUGGAACAUGGCAGAGAAGAGGCUUUUCUUCUUUAAAUGGCUGUGUGAGUGCUAUUAGCAUGGAUACAGGGAAAGUGGUAGAUGUUGAGCCCCUAAGCAAAGUUUGUAUCAAGUGCAGGGAGCAUGAAAAUGAUCCUGACACCCCAGAAACUACUGCAUGGAGAGCAGACCACAGAGCCUCUUGCAAGGCAAACUUUAAGGGUUCAGCACCAGCUAUGGAACCAGAAGGCGCCCUUCGAAUGUUUCAAAGGUCAGUAGAUCUGCAUAAGCUGCAGUAUGAUGAAUAUUAUGGCGAUGGUGACAGCAAAAGUUACUCAUUAGUCAAAGAUGUAUACCAAGUCUAUGAUAUUGAAGUUCAAAAGAAGGAAUGUGUUGGCCAUGUUCAAAAACGACUGGGAACAGCUUUACGAAAGUUAAAGAAGGAAAAGAAAGGGAUGGGUGGGAAAGGCAGGCUGACAGAUGCCAUGAUUGACAGACUGCAAAAUUACUAUGGAAUUGCCAUUCGAAGCAACUCAGGUGAUCUUGCUGCCAUGAAGAAGGCAAUUUAUGCCAGCUCGUUUCACUGUGCUUCUUCUGCAGACAGUAAUUACCAUGGGCAUUGCCCUGAGGGUCCUGAAAGCUGGUGUGGUUUUCAGCGGGACAAGGUCAAUAGGACAAACACUUUCAAACAUGGAACUGGCCUACCUUUAGAUGUCAGAGAGGAAAUCAAACCCAUUUAUAAAAGGUUGAGUGAGGACAGCCUUCUCAGCAAAUGUCUUGAUGGCAAGACUCAAAACCAGAAUGAGUCACUCAAUGGUAUGGUUUGGGAGCGUGUGCCAAAGGGGGUGUUUGUUGGUUCUGAAGUACUGCAGCUGGGGGUUUAUGAUGCUGUCGCUCACUUUAAUAUUGGUUCAAGAGCAGCUAUUAAAGUGUUUGAGAGUCUUGGAAUUCCCCCAGGUGAAUUCUGUAUAAAUGAAUGCCAGCAGUUGGACAAGAUUCGUGUUUUGAAAGCUGAAUACAAGUUCCAAGAGAAGAACAAGACAAGGAGGAGGCUACUCAGGGGAAAAAAGAAAAAAAAAACAAAUCCCAGGAAAAGGAGGGUGACAUAUAUGCACCUGGUGCAU